Darwinula stevensoni is the source of this 1516-nucleotide messenger RNA. The record is from the annotation of a GenBank genome assembly. NCBI's taxonomy places the organism in Eukaryota, Metazoa, Arthropoda, Ostracoda, Podocopida, Darwinulidae.
AUGGGGCUCUGCAAGUGUCCCAAGAGAAAAGUGACGAACCAGUUCUGCUUCGAGCAUCGGGUCAACGUCUGCGAAUAUUGCAUGGUGUCCAAUCACCAAUUUGUGAGGAUCGCUUCGUUUCACUCUUAUGUUACUGCAGCGCUAAGCCUAACUGGCUCCAAGAUAGUGAUUUCAGUCCAACAUGUCAGCUCUGUCAAGGACAUCUCACAGCAUCGCCCUGCAUUCGCCUACAAUGCUAUCUCAAUCUUUUCAGAUGUCUUCCACUGGUCAUGCCUGGACUUGGACAUGAGAUCACAGACAGAUGAGAACAAGUUGAACCGAUGCCCUACAUGCCAAGGGAAGAUCUUUCCUGACCCAAGUAACACUUCCCCUGUAUCAGAUGCACUGAAGAGUAAGCUGUCACUUGUCAACUGGGGACGUUUGGGACUGGGCCUCGAUCCUCUACCAGAAGAAGAAGACAGGAAGAAUGUUCAUAUUGAGCAGAGGCCUGAGCCAGUAGGUAGCUCAUCUAGUCCUCCACAAGUUGACAAGUGGGAUACAAAUAAGAAUUCGCAGAAUGUCUCGCAGGGAUCGUUUCAUACGAACAACUAUGCUUCCCCUCAGACAUCACGGCGAUUGGUGGAUAGUGCAGAUUCCUCGAUGUCCAUGUUUGAGCAAUCUGAAGAGCCUGCCAGCAAGUACAGGAGGAGAACUGUCAGAAGUCCCUUGCAGACAUGGUGGAGGAGCAUCACGGGACCUCCCCACCCCCGAGGGAACCUCCCACUGCUCCGGAGAUAUGGCCCUCUACUGGCUCUCAUCUUCUUCCUAGCCUUCAUCUUCUUCGUCCUUCUCCUCUGGCUCAAUCGUGGGGAUGGGGAGUAUGAUCCCCUCUUUGAUCCUCUCAAGAAUCCCCACAUCAGAAUCGAGAAGUGAGAGGGAGGGAGGGAUCAAGGCACACUCUCCCUCCCAAUCUCUCUGCUUUUUGACCUUGUUUUUGCAUAUGGAAAAGUCAAAUGGAUGGAGUUGCACUUGUGUGUUUGUGAUACUCUCAUCAUGGCUCUUAUUUCACCUCCCCCCAUGACUUUUUUUUUUAACAUUCUACUCUUCAAAGCAUUCCAAGUUCCCUGCUUUUUGACUUGAAUUGUGGUGCCAAAAUUCACAUCUUGAAAAUUGCAGACCUUGGGAUUUUUGUCAGACACAAUCUGCAGUUCCUGUUGAGUGGAAUGUUGCUUGAGAUCAAUCCUAGUUUUUCAUUAGUUUCGUUAAAUAUCUAGGUCUGUGCCAUCUAAAUGCCACAAUAAUAUUUGCUUCACGACAAAGCUUACUGCAUCUGGCCUACAUUUAUAUUGUGGUUCACUGAUCCCAUAUUUAUGAUUAGCUUGGGAAGGAUACACAUAGACAUAAUAAUCAUUAGGGUAAGCAAGGCUAUCAGGGUUCUUGUUGUGCCUCUUGCCAAUGCAGAUGUCCAGGAGUUGGUUCAUUUUUUAAAUUGAGAGGAUGUGAUAUGAAGGGAAUAAAGGGCAAAGGAAAUCCAAAA